AUGGCUAACCGCCUAUCUCGCCUUGAGAACUCUGUGACUCGGUUGGCCUCCAUAUUCUCUACGGACCCUUCAAGAGAACGCCGAAGUGGGUCACCAUGGGAACCUCCAACAGAGAAUGAAGAAAGAAGUCACGGACGGACCCCUGGGUCUUCCAGCCCUCCCGACCCAACAGAGCAUGCCGAUCGAGACCAACCUAGUACAAAGCGUAGGCGUGUUGGAUCAGUAGCGCAGCAAUCGAAUCAAGAAGAAGAGGAUGACCAGCGGCAACCCAAUCAAUCCGAGCAGAAUUCACCCAAUGAAGCCUCAAAAACCGUACCAGAGCAUGAUUUUGCCGCUGUCACAAGAAUAGAGGCGCAGAACUUUAUCCAAGGAGAGCUGGAAGAUGGAGUGCACAUCAACACUGAAAGACGCGCAGUGCUGGAAUCCGCGCUGCAGUUCAUCAAUCAAAUGACAACCCCUCCAAAGAUCAAACAAAAUAAGCCGGGCACAGAUACCUGUAAACAAGCGUUAUCGGACGCAUUAACGCCCCCGCCCCCAGAAUUCCUGCACAUGAUGCUUACUGAGGCCUAUAAACCGACGAAGCGGCCAAGCCUUCUCACGGCGGAUGCUCUGGAUUACUCAACCUUCAUAUCACGCGUAUCUAUGGAGAAAAUGAGCGUAGGAUUGAUCAAAAAAGAUGCGGACGAGGUAACCCUUGUUCAAUAUGCACUGUGCGUUAAUGCCUUUGCCUUUUCUUUUUUGCAUUCCCUUGGUGAGCAAGGCGAAAGCCAAGCUCUACAAGAGCAGCUUCUCGAAACUAGAGAAGCGUAUCUCCGAAGAGCGCGCAUUGCCAUGAACUAUAUUAACAUUCUGACCACCCCGAAUCUACUGCUUCUACAAGCUCUUUUAGCAGGUGCUAUCCUUUGCCAGAAGCUUGGCGAUACCUCCACAGGUUGGGUACUUAUAGCGACGGCGUCCCAUAUCUGCGUCACGCUCGGUCUACCUGAAGGACACUCAACUGCUGAUUUACCUAUAGGCGAGAAUCUUGAAGCCCCAGGAUGUUUCAUUUGGAUCUAUAUCAUGGAUAAAGGACUUUCUCUCAGCCUCGGACGUCCUGUCUCCUUGCCUAUCAUGAGCAGCCCAGUGGAUACGCUUAUUCCACUUGAUUUGGGCGUUCCUCGCUCAGCUAUCUUGUGGACUUUGCUGCAACUCGCCAAAAUUCAGGGCUCUUUUCUUACCGAAGUGCAAUUUCAGCUAGACAAGGAGCGGAAGGCUACCAGCAUCAACUCGUUGAAGCAACAGAUGUUCCAACUCAAGAACAAAAUGGCAGAGAUACGCACAACUUCUCCGCACUCUACCGUCCCUGAUUACAUCUAUGAAUGGAUGGCAACGGACUUCAUUUACCAUUCGCAAAUGACUGUAAUCCUACGCUCCGGCAACGAUGGUAUUGUCAGCGACAUCCUCAAAGGCGAGCAAUGCCUGGAGCACGCCCGACGAGCCUUCCAAUCCCUCAGCGAUCUCAAAAAGUACCUCGCGGCAGGGGUAUCCAACGCCAACAGCCGGCGCUGGCCAUCCUUCAUGUCCUGGACGGUACUCUACUACCCCCUCCGCCCGUUCUUCGUCCUCUUCUGCAACGUCGUCGCCACCUCGCACGCCGCCGACUACGACCUCAUGAAAGACUUCGUCAGCCACCUGGCCGACCUCCCCCGCGUCAACCAAGCCGGCCCCCGCCUCGCAAAACUCUGCACCACGCUCCUAGCCCUCUGCAAGCCGCUCGUCGAGCCCCACAGCAACAGCACCAGCACUCACCCGAACCAACCCCACGGCCCCAACACCUCCGCCACUACCACAAACCAUCACAGCCAACCACAGCAGCAGCAGCAGCAGCAGCAGCAGCAGCAGCAGCAGCAAGCCCCACAAAGACCCCCAACCGCCUCCGCCGCGCCAAGCAUCGGCCCCCCUGCCCCUCCCUCCCGUCCCACCGCGCCAGAAGAUACUCGCCCGCCAGGCCUCGGCCUCCCAUGGUUCCCGCCCUAUCUGAUCAGCAGCAUCGCCGACGCAAGAGCGCGCGAAGAAAACAACCACCAGACCAGCUCCAACGAGGAAAUGUUCUCGGCCCUGUUCGACGUGCAGCCCUCGAUGGACUGGCUGCGCGCGGAUCUGUUCGGCCAGAGCGAGGACUGGUCUGGCUUUGAUGCUAGCUUUGACUUGCUGUAG
Aplosporella prunicola CBS 121167 is the source of this 2196-nucleotide messenger RNA. RefSeq lists its product as uncharacterized. NCBI's taxonomy places the organism in Eukaryota, Fungi, Ascomycota, Dothideomycetes, Botryosphaeriales, Aplosporellaceae. Gene Ontology annotation, molecular function: zinc ion binding; DNA binding. The record is from RefSeq and is a predicted model, not a curated record. Bases 1 to 2196 code for a protein of 731 amino acids. The transcript is spliced from 5 exons. Gene Ontology annotation, biological process: DNA-templated transcription.